Messenger RNA from Annulohypoxylon truncatum, 1707 nucleotides. Its product is annotated as ankyrin repeat-containing domain protein. Gene Ontology annotation, molecular function: protein binding. The transcript has a single exon. The record is from RefSeq and is a predicted model, not a curated record. NCBI's taxonomy places the organism in Eukaryota, Fungi, Ascomycota, Sordariomycetes, Xylariales, Hypoxylaceae. Bases 1 to 1707 code for a protein of 568 amino acids.
AUGGCUUCCAACGAGAACGGAAAGAACACCCGCGUCACUCACAAUGACCCCAAUGCCUCUAUUCCAACUCAGCCUGUCUCAAUGCAUCCCAAUUACGACAUGACACAAUUCAAGCAUCUACUCUAUGCCGGCUUUCCCUCUUCUCCUACUUUGCGCCAGGAGGGUAAGCGCAAGGAAGAUGUGCCUGACUUGUCUCGACUUUCUCUCAGUGAGACCCAGAAGAAUAGUCAGGGCAAUGAUGGCGAUGACGCCCAUCCCACGGGCAUACAGAGUGUACCUCAAGAAGUGGUCCUGCGUAUCGCGGCCUACCUGCCUCAAGCGGACAAAUGCCACCUCGCCCAGACAUGCCGAGGCAUUUCCAUUCUCAUGAAGACACCUUUAGAUGAACAAGACGCGAUGGAGGACCACCACGCGCUAUGGUGGGCAUGUGUGAAGAACGAUGCCGAAUUGCUGAAGCGUGUGUUGGCUAGAGACAAGGCUCUUGUUAACUAUCGCUUUAAGGAAUACCACCCCAGCCGCUCGGCCCCCCAGCAUGUUGCUUGGAGUAAGCAUCUUACGCCAUUGAUCCUCUCCAUGCGAUUCGGAGCGGACCAGGUGUUCCUACAACUCUUGAAAUCAGGAGUGGAUGUGAACCUUCUCGAUGAACUGCCCCUGCUCAGCGGGCCCACGUUCAUGGAACACCGCCGACAAUGGCGGCCUAUCAAUUGGGCAGUUCAUAUGAUGAAACCUGGUGAUGACUUCGACCUUGCCGUCGGCUUACUUGCCGCGUAUGGAGCGAACGCUAAUGAAGCUCCGCUGAUGCUCCCAUGGGAAGACCCUGCUGAUGAUCCCCGUCCGGGAGAUCAAAUGCCACUUUUUGAAAAGCUUGGAUUGCAGCUAGGGCUUAGUUCGCACAUUCCCCUCGAUGACAUGAAGGUCAUGUACGAUCAGCGACGAAGUUGCUUGAUUUCGCUACUUCAGGCGGGGGCAGAUGCGAAGGCCGUCGAACCGUACAGCUCGCACACCACUCUUUAUCGUCUUACCCAUUCAUUGAUGAACUACCAAGCCCGUCGAGAUCUGAAGGCGUACGACUUCGGCAACGUUUUCCUUAAUCAGUUUGUAAUUCCCCACUGUCUUCAUACGUUUGAGAUCCUCAUUCGCUGCGGCGCCCAGCUGUCAGAAACCAGCUGGGACUACGAUGGCGGUUUACAUACCCCUCUUCAUUUAAUCUGCAAGAAGAGCGGUGAAUUCGAACGUGUUAUCAACUACUUUCUUCAGAAAGGCCUUGAUAUUAAUCAAACCGACAGUUACGGUCGCACGUCUCUCUACAACAUGAUACGUUUCCCUCCUAGCGACCCUAAGGUCAUCUCCCGAUUCAUCCAAAAGGGCGCUAACAUCAACCAUCGAGACAAUAUGCUUCGAACACCCUUACACGCAGGUUGUGCAAAUUAUCGCGGUUCUCAAGAGCAACUUAGACAGAUAGUCAAGGUUUUGCUCCAGCAUGGUGCCGACGGGGCUGCCACGGACAUUGACGAAAAGACACCCCUCGAUCUUUUCCUUGAAACCCGUAGACCUGCGAACUCGGAAGACUUGGUUGAGCUUUUACGUAACGCUACACGACGUACACCAGGGCAUAUCGGCGGUGAUGGCAAGGCAGGACGAGGCGGACGUGGUGGGCGUGGUGGGCGUGGUGGACGUGGCGGAAGAGGCAGUCGAGUUCCGUGGUGA